This is a messenger RNA of Loxodonta africana (African savanna elephant), 1689 nucleotides long. RefSeq names its product hydroxysteroid 17-beta dehydrogenase 14 (gene HSD17B14). The record is from RefSeq and is a predicted model, not a curated record. Gene Ontology annotation, cellular component: cytosol. Bases 26 to 838 code for a protein of 270 amino acids. The transcript has 9 exons. Gene Ontology annotation, biological process: steroid catabolic process. NCBI's taxonomy places the organism in Eukaryota, Metazoa, Chordata, Mammalia, Proboscidea, Elephantidae. Gene Ontology annotation, molecular function: estradiol 17-beta-dehydrogenase [NAD(P)+] activity.
GACAGAAGAGACUAGCUGACGCGGAAUGGCCACGGGAAGGCGCUACGCUGGGAAGGUGGUCAUUGUAACAGGGGGCGGACGCGGCAUCGGAGCCGGGAUCGUGCGUGCCUUCGUGGAAAGUGGUUCCCACGUGGUCAUCUGUGACAAGGAUGAGUGUGGGGGCCGGGCCCUGGAGCAGGAGCUUCCUGGCACUGUCUUCCUCCGCUGUGAUGUGACUCAGGAGGAAGACAUGGAGGCCCUAAUCUCUGAGACUGUCCGCCGUUUCGGCCGCCUGGAUUGUGUGGUCAACAAUGCUGGCUACCACCCGCCCCUGCAGUGGCUGCAAGAGACUUCCGCUCAGGGCUUCCGACAGCUGCUGGAGUUGAACCUGCUGGGGACAUACACCUUGACCAAGCUUGCCCUCCCCCACCUGCGGAAGAGCCGAGGGAACAUCAUCAACAUCUCCAGUGUGGUUGGAGCCAUUGGCCAGUGCCAGGCAGUUCCCUAUGUGGCCACCAAGGGGGCAGUCACAGCUAUGACAAAGGCCUUGGCCCUGGAUGAGAGUCAACAUGGCGUCCGUGUCAACUGUAUCUCCCCAGGAAACAUUUGGACUCCAUUGUGGAAGGAGCUGGCGGCCUCAACUCCAGACCCCAAGGCCACAAUCCAAGAGGGCACAUUGGCCCAGCCCCUGGGCCGCAUGGGCCAGCCAGCUGAGGUGGGGGCAGCCGCUGUGUUCCUGGCCUCUGAGGCCAAUUUCUGCACAGGCAUCGAGCUGUUUGUAACUGGGGGUGCAGAGCUGGGCUUUGGGUGCAAGGCCAGUCCCAAGACCCCCGUGGAGACAUCCACUGACCUUUCCUGAUCUCCUUAUUCCCAAGUUGGACAUCCCCUGCCUAGGACCCUCCCACCCCACCCUUAGACCACCAGAUCCCCACCUCCCAUCAUCACCUGCCUGUCAAGUGCAUUUAGGUCUGCAUAAAACCACCUGCAGCCAGAAGAAGGAGGGCGUCAUUCCAUUUAUUUUCUGGCCUCUGUAUGAAUCCCACCCCACUCACGUCUGGUUCUGGACCUUGAAGGACUAAACUCCCAGCAGACCUCGAGGCUGGCUCCUAGGAAAAAUGGAGCAGGGUCUCCUCCAGCGCGCUAAUUAAAAGGCCCUCAGGGGAGAGUGAAUUAAGCCCUAACUGAUCACUUGGGAGAUAAUGGAAGAGGAAAAGCCAACAGUUCUCUUCAUUCUUGGAACUGAGGGGAAAGGAGUUUUCCUUUCUCUGUCUGGGGAGGAGGGUGGCCAGCACUGAGAGGUCCUGAGGGAAGAAAAGGCUGGGGUCUGGACUCCUGGGUCUGAGCGAGGUGGAGGCUGGAGACUUGUACUCCUGGGUGCGAGGGAGGAGGGGACUGGGAACCUGGACUCCUGGGUCUGAAGGAGGAGGGGACUAGGGACCUGGACUCCUGGGUCUGAAGGAGGAGGGGGCUGGGGAACUGGACUCCUGAGUCUGAGGGAGGAGGGGACUGGGGACCUGGGCUCCUGGGUGUGAGGUGGGAGAGGGCUGGGGACCUGUACUCCUGGGUGUGAGGGAGGAGGGAGCUGGAGUCUCUUGGGUCUGAGGGAAGUUGAGACUGAGGGUUGCAAACUUCCCGGCCAGGGUUGGAGAAAACCCGGGAUCUGCUAAGUGUGAACUCCCCCGGUGCGGGGGUGGAGCUGUAUGGAUGCCG